Molecule: messenger RNA, 2449 nt
Organism: Panicum hallii
Lineage: Eukaryota; Viridiplantae; Streptophyta; Magnoliopsida; Poales; Poaceae
Product: tryptophan aminotransferase-related protein 2-like
Exons: 5
Coding region: 621-2225 (534 amino acids)
Biological process (GO): amino acid metabolic process
Molecular function (GO): carbon-sulfur lyase activity; transaminase activity
Source: RefSeq, a predicted model, not a curated record
CUUCCUCGCUGGUCCCUGCGCCACCACUCUCCGCGGCCUUGAGAGCUUCUCCGUCGCUGCUAGCAGGACCAACGCCUUUUCUCUUUCCUCUUCACAGCCUCUCUCCCUCCCUCCCUCCCUCCCUCCCUCCCCUUCCUUUCCGUGGCCAUUUGCCGCUGUUCACCUGUUCUUGCCGGUUACCACUUUUUCGGGCUACAAGCAACAGUGUUGAGCUCAGUUGUUACAGUUAUUGUCAUCAGCUCGCAGCAAAGCCUCCUGCUGCUUGUAGCAUCAGAGCUUAGAGACAGAGAGUGGCUUACUGGCUUGUGGUCUUGUUGCUGUAUCCAGUUGCUGCUGGUAGCAAGGAGAGCCUUCGAUCCGCUUGCAGCGGCCGGCCUCCCACUGCCCGAGCUUCCCAAUCGGCGGCCAGCCUUGAGCCUCCUCCAGUUCCCCUUCUCGCUUCCAUCCAAGAAGCGCUUCCACUUUUUUUCUUGGAAAAAAGCUUUGCCCUUUUCCCCUCCCUCAUCCGUUUGUUCCCUCCCCCCAAGAAGCUUGGAGCUAGCCGCUAGCGCCGUCGCGGCCCACCACUCGCGGGGUUCGGCGGAGCCUUGGUAGCACGCGCGCUGUCCGGAGCUCCAGGCAUGGCGGCAUUACGGCAGCUUGGCACGGCGGUGGAAGGAAAUUUCCAGGGGGCGGCCGGCGGGAUGGUGCCGCCGUCCCCGCGCGUCCUCGCCCCGAACGGCAGCGCGCCCAGGUCCCCUGCGGCGAGCCGUCGGGAGGAGGCGGCGGGCAACGGCGGAGGCAGCCCUGGCCUCGCCGCGCUCCGUCCCACUCCCGCCAAGCCGCCGCGCGGGAGCGGGAAGAAGCCGUUUGCCGCCCCAGCCGGCGGCGGCAAGCCCAGGAAGCGGGCGCCGCUCUGGCCGGCCGCCCUCUUCGUCUCCGUCGCCAUGAACGUCGGGCUCGUCCUCCACCACUACGUCAACAGCACAUCUCCUCCGCACCCCCCCCACCACCCCCCCCAGGAGCACCAGGCCUGCCUGAUGCAUCCAGAAGCUGCAGGCAGCAGCAGCGUCAGGAGAACGGCGACGCAGGAAGAGCCUGUGCCCAAGACCAGGGCUGCCGGGGCGCCGUCGACGGGCAAGCCGGCGGUGACGCCGGAGUCCGUGAUCAAUCUCGACCACGGUGACCCAACCAUGUUCGAGGAGUUCUGGCGCGGGACGGGGGCCGCCGCGGAGAUCGUCAUCCCGGGGUGGCAGACCAUGAGCUACUUCUCCGACGUCGGCAACGUGUGCUGGUUCCUGGAGCCCGGCCUCGACCACGAGGUGCGCCGGCUCCACCGCCUCGUCGGCAACGCCGCCGUGGACGGCUACCACGUCCUCGUCGGCACCGGCUCCACGCAGCUCUUCAUGGCGGCGCUCUACGCGCUGUCGCCGCCCGCCGGCGCGCCCAUGAGCGUGGUGUCCACGGCGCCAUACUACUCGUCCUACCCUGCCGUCACCGACUUCCUCCAGUCGGGGCUCUUCCGCUGGGCCGGCGACGCCAGCUCGUUCGAGGGCGACACCUACAUCGAGCUGGUGUGCUCCCCGAACAACCCCGACGGCACCAUCCGCGAAGCUGUACUCUCUUCCGAGUCCGGCGUGGCCGUGCACGACCUGGCGUACAACUGGCCGCAGUACACCCCGAUCACCAGGCGGGCCGACCACGACAUCAUGCUCUUCACCGUGUCCAAGAGCACAGGCCACGCCGGCACGAGGAUCGGGUGGGCGUUGGUGAAGGACCGCGACGUCGCGAAGAAGAUGACCAAGUUCAUCGAGCUCAACACCAUCGGCGUGUCCAAGGACUCGCAGCUGCGCGCCGCCAAGGUGCUCAGGGCGGUCUCCGACGCCUACGAGCUCCCGGGGGCGGGAGAAGAGCACCGCCUGUUCGACUACGGGCGGCGCAAGAUGGCGGAGCGCUGGAGCAUGCUGCGCGAGGCCGCCGCCGCGUCGGGCAUCUUCAGCCUGCCCGACGAGACCUCCGGCUACUGCAACUUCACCAAGGACAUGGCAUCCACUAACCCUGCGUUCGCGUGGCUGCGCUGCGACAGGGAGGACGUGGAGGACUGCGCGAGCUUCCUCCGGGGCCACAAGAUCCUGACGCGGAGCGGGAGCCAGUUCGGGGCGGACCCGAGGUACGUCCGGGUCAGCAUGCUGGACAGGGACGACGCCUACGACAUCUUCGUGAAGCGUCUCGCCUCCCUCAAGUGAGGUGAAGAGGACGAAGCAUGGAACGAUGCCGCCCCGCCGGCGCCGGCAGCGCAUGCCCGUGGGAGCAUGAGUAGAGAGCAGCAGUAUCGGUAGAGUAUAGGAAGAAGCAGAAGAGGGAGCAACGUUUUGUUUUGCUUUUCCUUCUGCGGUGUGCUGUGUUGUUGGCGAUGCGUGUCGCAUCGUCUCAAAAAUUCUUAUAAAGGUUUCAAAUUUUUUCUCGCUAA